This is a messenger RNA of Zeugodacus cucurbitae (melon fly), 1376 nucleotides long. RefSeq lists its product as uncharacterized. The record is from RefSeq and is a predicted model, not a curated record. The transcript is spliced from 5 exons. The coding region runs from base 232 to 1185 and encodes 317 amino acids. NCBI's taxonomy places the organism in Eukaryota, Metazoa, Arthropoda, Insecta, Diptera, Tephritidae.
UCGCUACGACCAAAUGUUUUAGUUUUAGUUUAGAUUUUAGUUCACCGUAGUAAAGCGAACGCGUGAAAACGAGGAAACGAAUAAAAAAUAACAGUAGCAAAUAAAAGAAACUCAAAAAAAAAUUAAAAAAUAACGCAAAAUGUGCAAGAAAAAAUUUAUUUAAAUUUGUGCAUAAUAAUAUUUUAUUUUUGAUUUUUUUAAAAUUACAAUAAUAAUUAUAAUAAUAUUGGAAUGGCCAUGCUAUGGAUGGAAACAUAUCUCUUCUACUGUUCAGUGCGUUUGGGUGUGAUUGUCGUGGCAGUAUUCGGGUUUCUGCAAGCAUUCAUACCAACAGUUGUGCUGCUUUCAAUGGGCAUGGAAGUGGUGGAUCCAGUCAUAAAACUCUUCAGAGAUGACGAUCAAUAUGGUAAAAAUGUUGGCGUUUUGAGAAUUUUAAACUGGAUAGAGACUCAUGUUCAGAGUUUCAUUGCUAUCCUUGUUACCUGGAAUGUAUUCCAUAUUGUUUGUUGUGGUUUGGCAGUUUUCGGUGCGUGUAAGCUCAAAAAGUGGUUUCUGCUUCCUUUUAUUAUUGUUGAAUUUUUACGUGUUAUCUACUGCUUUACCACACAUAUCAUACUUAUGAUAAUUUUGAAGAAGAAACUUAAUUUAGGACUGUUAAUCGCUGUAACUUUAGUUGGUGGUUUUAUUAUCUUAUAUCUCGGUUACAAUUGGGCCACAAGUGUUGCGCUCUUUCAGAUCAUCGAACUUAUACACACCGAACGCUAUCGCAAACUCUACGGUGAUGAUCCUUUCCAUCCACAAUUACCACCAAACUAUAGUUCAGCCGCACAGCCACCAACCUACCUACAGCAUGGUUACGGUACUGUGGAGAAUGUGCGUGUGCUGGUCACACCACGAAGCGGUGAUAUUGAUGAGCAGAAACAACGGCAAACCCAACGGGGACCGGUGAACGCCGCCGCAAUGCCAGUAAUAGCUGUUUUGCCAGCGAAUUAUAAAAAUAAUAAUGCGAAAGCUUUUCAAAGUAAACAACUAAGAAAUCUUCAACAACAACAGCACUUACAACCACAACCGUAUAAUUCGUAUGAAGCACAGCAGAAUGAUUACAAUGCAGACUUCGGCAAUUGGCAAUGGUCCGAGUUGAUCGUUGGUAGACAACGCAAGGCGAUGAUUAGCCGGAACUGGUGAAAGUUGGGGAGGAAGUAGGAGCGAUAGAAAGGAAGAGAUAGUAAAAAAGUGAAAUGGAAACAGAAAGAGUGAAAUAAAUAUAAAGAGAGGGAGAGCGAAUGAGGUAGGCAGAGAGACAUGAGAAUGAGAAGAGCGUAGUCAAAUUAUGUAUUUAUGCCGUUAACUUGUAAAAAACUGAAUAGCGGUAUAAA